Misgurnus anguillicaudatus (oriental weatherfish) is the source of this 705-nucleotide messenger RNA. NCBI's taxonomy places the organism in Eukaryota, Metazoa, Chordata, Actinopteri, Cypriniformes, Cobitidae. The record is from RefSeq and is a predicted model, not a curated record.
CAUUAGACUUCCUUGGUAUACACCACACCUUUACUUCAUGACAACAGUGUUACACUCAUAAAGACUCGUGAUUGAUCUACUUUAUAAACUCACUGGAAGCUCAGAAUGAAGAUCUACUAUGUUGUGUACAUCUGGAUGUUUCUGACAGAAACUAGAGUUUCAUGUACAGAUGGGAUUAGAAUAAAUGGAUACAUUGGAAAAAAUGCCAUCUUUUCAUGUCCACAUAGCUGGGCUUCAACCAACAGAAAGUAUUUCUGCAGAGAUCCAUGUAAUGGUGGAGAUAUUCUGGUAUCAUCUGAUCGGUCACCUGACAGGAGAUUUGCACUGAAGGAUUAUGGGACAGGAACGUUCACAAUAAACAUCACUGAUCUAGUGGAGUCAGACUCUGGGAUUUACUGGUGUGGAGUGAGCAGAUUUGGUAAAGACACAUAUUACAAGGUCAAUCUGAGAGUAUUUAAAGCCAUUACAACAACUUCAACUGUAUUAGACACAACGCAUCCAUUUUCAACACCACAACCAGAAGCUCAAUUUUCCACAUCAAGCAGAACCUCCAGAUUCUCAACCCCUGAUGAUAUCACAACCUCAUCCUCAAUGACAGGCACACCGAACAGCAAACAGAUCAAAUCUAAGAAGUUGAAGCCUAAAGUCUCUGAGAAUUUAAUGCUCAACACAGGCCAGGCAGAUGACAUCUAUCAAAAUCUUUGA